AUGAUAACAAUAAAAUCUACUUUGAGACUUAAAUUCUUAUACGCGUUGUUAUUUGCGGCAGCUUGCUCCGCUGCACCUUAUAUGACAAUAUUCUUGUCAAGAGUGUUGUUAAUUCCUACAGAAGAAAUUGGUAUUCUGUUUUCCGUGGUCCCUUUUGCUGAAUCCCUUAGUGCGACAUUUUGGACUGCAUAUGCUGACAAAAAUAACGCUCAUCGCAAAACACUUUUAUUUUGUUUAAUGAACGCAAUGAUGUCCAUGAUGAUUAUACCAAUUUUUGGAAGUAUACUUAAAUUUGAGUUCGUGGUUUUAGUAUUCGUUGUUCUAUCUUUAUUUAAUGGUAGUAUAAUACCCCUAGUGGAUAAUUUUACUUUAGGUACACUUAAAAUGUCAGGAAUAAAAUCAGAAUAUGAAUACGGUAAACAGCGAUUAUGGGGUACAAUUUCAUGUGGAAUUAUUUCUUCUAUUAUGGGGAUUUUAACGGAUUAUAUUUCCAUUUUUAUUAUAUUUGUUGGUUAUAUAUUCUUUAUGAUGGGAUCUUUAUUAUUUAUUUAUCGUAUCAAUCCGAGUGAUUUUAAUACAAAUUUUGAUAAUACUGUAUCACUUGAAGAAUUAAAUAUUAAUAAUGAAGAAAAUUUAGAAAGUUUAGAAAAUUUUAAUGAUGUUCAAGAGUUAGAAAUAGAUGACAACAGAUUGUUAAUAGAUCAUCAACCUUCGAAUUUUAGGAUAAUCUUAACUCUGUUAGUUGGAAAUCCUCAAUUUCUAUAUUUUCUAUUUAUAAUUUUAUUAAUUGCUAUAGUCAAAGCGGUAGCAGCGGCUUACCUUUUAUUAUUUCUAUCAGAAUUUUUUAAUGCUAGUGGAACUUUAUUAGGAUUAAGUCAAAUUAUGAGUGUUUCUUUAGAAGUUGUAUUUUUUUAUUUUUCCAAAAAUAUUAUGGAAUCCAUUGGUCCAAGGAAUAUGAUAAUUUUGGGUCAGGUUGCCUUAUUGAUCAGGGUUGGUUUAUAUGGAUUUCUCGGAAAAAUAUUGAAUCCAUGGAUGGCAUUACCAAUUGAACUGUUACAAGGUGUUCUUUAUGCAUUGAUAUGGCCAGCUGGACUUAAAAUUACUCGUAGCAUUUCCCCAAAAAUAUAUCAAGCUACAUCAAUUGGUAUUUAUUCUGGUGUAUUUGGUGGUUUAGCAACUGGAAUCGGUUCAAUUACAGAACGAAUUAUAUUUCGUGGCAAACACGUGCAUCCAUAUACUUCUCUUAGCGUUGAUCAACGUAUGACAGAUAACAGAUUAAAUGAAGGAAAUGAAGAUAUUAAUCUAUAA
Messenger RNA from Diversispora eburnea, 1308 nucleotides. The record is from the annotation of a GenBank genome assembly. NCBI's taxonomy places the organism in Eukaryota, Fungi, Glomeromycota, Glomeromycetes, Diversisporales, Diversisporaceae.